This is a messenger RNA of Synchytrium microbalum, 1815 nucleotides long. RefSeq lists its product as uncharacterized. Gene Ontology annotation, biological process: 'de novo' IMP biosynthetic process. Gene Ontology annotation, molecular function: IMP cyclohydrolase activity; phosphoribosylaminoimidazolecarboxamide formyltransferase activity. The record is from RefSeq and is a predicted model, not a curated record. Gene Ontology annotation, cellular component: cytosol. NCBI's taxonomy places the organism in Eukaryota, Fungi, Chytridiomycota, Chytridiomycetes, Synchytriales, Synchytriaceae. The transcript is spliced from 7 exons. The coding region runs from base 1 to 1815 and encodes 604 amino acids.
AUGGUAGUAGAUACUCAAAAGCUAGCCCUCCUUUCGGUCGCUGACAAGACCAGUUUAUUGGAAUUGGCUAAAGGAUUACACGAUGUUGGUAUCAAACUAGUUGCAUCUGGUGGUACUUCAAAGGCCUUGAAAGAAGCUGGUCUUCCUGUCAGUGAUGUAUCAGAUAUUACUCAAGCUCCUGAAAUGUUGGGUGGUCGUGUCAAGACUUUACAUCCUGCUGUCCAUGGAGGUAUUCUCGCACGAGACAUUGCAUCUGAUGACGCUGACAUGAAGGCUCGUGGUUACGACAAGAUUGAUAUUGUCGUCUGCAAUCUCUACCCUUUCAAAGAAACUAUUGCCAAGGCUGGAGUUACAAUCCCAGAAGCCGUUGAAGAAAUUGAUAUUGGCGGUGUCACCUUACUACGAGCAGCUGCGAAAAACCACAUUCGAGUUACUGUAGUAUGUGAUCCAUCAGACUACACCAGUCUCUUGGCUGAACUCAAGGCAUCACAUACCAGUUCUGGUGUAGCAACUACCAAAGAAGAAACUAGGAAAAUGCUGGCACUGAAAGCCUUUACCCAUACUUUUGAAUACGAUCAAAUGAUUUCUACCUUCUUCCGUGAUCAAUAUGCUGGAAAUGGAAACAUGGCUCUCACUUUGAGAUACGGUGCCAAUCCUCAUCAAAAGCCUGCUCAAGUAUAUGUUACUCAUGGUGAAUUGCCAUUCAAAGGCAAGUAUGGUCUCAAGCUAUCCCCUGUCGUGGCUGGAUCUCCUGGAUACAUAAACUUGCUAGACGCUUUGAACGCAUGGCCACUAGUCAAAGAACUCAAAGAAGCCUUAGGUCUCCCAGCAGCAGCAUCAUUCAAACACGUGUCACCAGCAGGUGCAGCCGUCGGUGUCCCACUCUCUGAUCUCGAAAAGAAGGUCUACUUUGUAGAUGAUAUCGAAUUGACUCCAUUAGCAUCAGCAUACGCUAGAGCACGUGGAUCAGACAGAAUGUCUUCAUUCGGUGACUGGAUUGCCUUAUCCGACAUAUGUGAUGUAGCAACAGCCAAAAUCAUAUCUCGAGAAGUAUCUGAUGGUGUAAUCGCACCAGGCUACGAACCAGCAGCAUUAGAAAUAUUGAAGAAGAAAAAGGGUGGCAAAUACACUCUUUUGGAAAUGGAUCCAUCAUAUGUACCAGACGUAAUGGAAACUCGACAAGUAUACGGUCUAUCACUAUCACAACGCCGAAAUGAUCUAAAGAUUGACGCUUCCAUAUUCUCAAACAUUGUUACCGAACAACACACCCAUCUACCAGAAGACGCCAUCCGUGACAUGAUUGUAGCCACCAUCGCGUUGAAGUAUACUCAAUCCAACUCGGUAUGUUAUGCUAAGGGCGGUAUGGUUGUCGGAUUAGGUGCUGGUCAACAGUCUCGCAUCCAUUGUACCCGAUUGGCUGGUGACAAGGCUGAUAACUGGUGGAUGCGUCAUCAUCCUCGCGUAGUAGGAAUGGAAUUCAAGAAGAGCGUCAAGAGAGCAGACAAGGCUAACGCUAUUGAUCUGUUUGUGACGGAACAAAUCGAUGAUAUGGAAGCCUGGACUGCUUUGUAUGAAACUGUACCUGCUCCAUUGACGGCUGAAGAACGUGCUGAAUGGAAGAAAGGGUUGAGUGGUGUGGUGGUAUCCAGUGAUGCCUUUUUCCCGUUUACCGACAACGUGCUGCGAGCUGCUGCUAGUGGUGUCUCGUACAUUGCUGCUCCUAGCGGAUCAGUGCAAGAUGCUCUUGUUAUAGCGGAGGCUGACAAGCGAGGAAUGGUGAUGGCCCAUACACAAUGGCGUCUCUUCCACCAUUAG